CGUCGGAGGGACGAUCCGCAGAACGGACGAAUUUGCGUCGAUCCGCGGACCUUUCUUUGAAAAGACAAUAGAGGAGAAACCGCUCUUCUUGUUUAGUUUAAUCCCCUGUGCCUGCACUGCGAAUUUGUGACGCGCUGUAUACCUGCUAUUCUAGAUGUCGCUGUGCAUUUUGCGCACAUGCGUUGCGAAACAACACUGUUUUACCGCGCAAAAUACGAACAAUGUACAAUUGAAUUAAAACACUAGUGUUGUAAAAUUUGUAAUUUGCAACCUGGAACUUCGCGCGUUUGCUCAGGAUUGAAGUGUGACCUUGAUCCAAUUAUCGCGAGUAUAAAUAUAAUCAAAGAUAUAUCUGCUGUCACAUGUUACGCGCGGCAAGUAGCGACAGGUAAUCGAUCAGUUUGUCUUUUUUUCUUGUGAAAUUUUAACCGUCAAAAAUAUCGAGGUUUUUGACGUGUAAACACAAAGAUCUUUUAUUUAUUCUUAAAAAAUAUCGGCACUGGGAAAGUAUUCCUUUUAUGCGCGAAUCUCUUUACGGACAAAUCCGUAAUUAAAAAACAUUGGCGAGAUUAUCGGUGAAAAAGAUAUUACGACAAUAAUCAGAAGAAAUGAUAGAGACCGCCUAUGAUCCCACAUUCGAAAGGCACUUUAAAGGACACAAGGAUAAAAUCACGGCUUUGUGCUUUCAUCCCAAUGGCGCUCAACUGGUGUCAAGCAGUCUGGACAAAACACUAUUGGUAUGGAACUUGAAGGAGUCGACGCGAGCUUAUAGAUUUCUAGCUCACAAAGACGGUAUUUUGGAUGUGUGUUACGCACCGUCCGGAGAGGUCGUAGCCAGUGCCUCGAAAGACAGAUCGGUGAGAAUUUGGGUUCCCAAAGUCACGGGACAAUCACUGGACUUUAGAGCUCACAGUUUUGCUGUGAGAUCGGUACAGUUUAGUCCUGAUGGAGAAAAGUUGGUUACUGCGUCGGAUGACAAAAAUAUAAAGCUGUGGAUGGUGUGUCAGAGAAGAUUUCUCACGUCAUUUACUGGACACACAAAUUGGGUACGAUGCGCAAAAUUUUCUCCAAACGGCCGACUCUUGGUAUCCUGUAGUGAUGAUAAGACAAUAAAAGUAUGGGAUAUUAUCAGUGGACAAUGCAUUAAGACCUUUAAUGAACUGAAAGGACCUGCUACAUACGUGGACUUCCAUCCAAGUGGUGCAGCUAUUGGAUCAGCAAAUGUGGCUGCAUGUAUCAAGUUGUAUGACUUGAGAGCAGGUUCUUUGUAUCAGCAUUAUGCUGCUCAUAAGGAGCCUGUCAACAUGAUCAAGUUUCAUCCAAAAGGAAACUUUAUGUUAACAGCUUCUGAUGAUUCCACAAUGAAGGUUUUAGAUUUGCUAGAAGGCCGACCUAUUUAUACUCUCAAAGGACAUAUAGGCAGUAUAACAUCAGUGUCGUUCACACAAGAUGGUGAUUUCUUUGCUUCCGGUGGUGCAGAUCGACAAGUCUUGAUCUGGAAGUCUAACUUUUGCAAAACUGAUGACAUAGCUAAAAGGAUUCCCAGACAGUUUUUAGCAUCUCCUGUUCGAAAACAGAAGUUAGACGAUGUGGAAAAAUCAGUAGAUAGUAACAGAUACGAAAAUGUGCAAGAAAAGGAGGAAAAACAAGAAUAUUUAUCAGAUACACUGGAAGAGUUGAGUCUAGAUUCUGAUAGAAGUCACUGCAAGGAACCUGUAGCUGAAUUGUCAAACAAAAAGAUCGAAGUGAUCAACACAAGGAAUAUUAAAUCACGUAAAAGAGAUCGUGUAGCAAAUGUGCUACAUGAUCAGGAAGAUAAAACAUUCUCAGCACAUUCUAGUCAGUCUGAAGUGAAAACACUUCGUGAUCAAGUACAAUCAUUAAAUCAUACUGUGAACAUCUUAGAGCACCGUUUGACAGUAUUAGAAGCAGCGAUUAAAAAAUAAAUUGUAAUGUUUUAUUAUUAAUUUAUAAUCAGUAAUUAUUUAACAUGUGUGAAUAUGUAC
Molecule: messenger RNA, 2006 nt
Organism: Pseudomyrmex gracilis
Lineage: Eukaryota; Metazoa; Arthropoda; Insecta; Hymenoptera; Formicidae
Gene: Poc1
Product: POC1 centriolar protein homolog A
Exons: 5
Coding region: 609-1946 (445 amino acids)
Molecular function (GO): protein binding
Source: RefSeq, a predicted model, not a curated record